This is a messenger RNA of Erigeron canadensis, 619 nucleotides long. Its product is annotated as jacalin-related lectin 2-like. The record is from RefSeq and is a predicted model, not a curated record. The transcript has 2 exons. NCBI's taxonomy places the organism in Eukaryota, Viridiplantae, Streptophyta, Magnoliopsida, Asterales, Asteraceae. Bases 1 to 573 code for a protein of 190 amino acids.
AUGUUGAAGUUGGGUCCAAAAAAUAAAUCUGAGCUAGGAACCGCGUGGGAUGAAUAUGGGAAUAGUAAUGUCGUCCAAAUCUUAAUUUCACAUCAAGGAAACACCAUCAAAUCCCUUCAAUUUGUGUAUGCUGCUGAUAACGGAUGCCUGCGAUAUUCACAAACUUACGGACAACCUGAUGGCUUGAAUUUUAAUAUCGUCACAUUUAAACAUCCAUCUGAAUAUUUAACUUCGGUAAGUGGUACAUACACUUUGCAAAGAAAAACGGAAAACAAUAAAAUCAAGACGACAGCGGGGUUGACUUCACUUACGUUUGGUACAAAUAAAGCCAAGUAUGGACCCUUUGGUGGUGGUGGUGGUACCACAUCUACUACUACUUGCAAUUGUACAUUCAACUAUGAUUUUGGACAUAGAUCUUGUUUCUUAGGAUUUCACGGAGCCCUAAACAAACAAUCACAAGUGUCUGCAAUCGGAGUUUAUGUCAAACCGACCGGAUCACUUGAUGAACUAAAGGAUGACGAAGCUGUACGAGUGUCUUCAACCAAAAAAAAAGUCCCAAAUUACUUUAUAUGAUUGAUGGCAGGGGAUGUUGCCAUGCAUAUAUAGAUUUCAUUCUUAU